This is a messenger RNA of Funneliformis mosseae, 828 nucleotides long. NCBI's taxonomy places the organism in Eukaryota, Fungi, Glomeromycota, Glomeromycetes, Glomerales, Glomeraceae. The record is from the annotation of a GenBank genome assembly.
AUGAUUAUUCAUGAUAAGAAAGAGGAGACAAAACUUCCUCCUAAGAAAUCUGGAUCGAGAAAAGUAGCUCCUGCUCCUUAUCCUGUUAAGAAAAAGGAUACGAGCAAAAGUGCUAAGAAUCCUUUAUUAGAGAAGAGACCUAGAAAUUUCGGAAUUGGCCAAGAUAUCCAACCUAAAAGAGACUUGACCCGCUUCGUUAAAUGGCCCAAGUAUGUUCGUCUUCAAAGACAAAAAAGGAUUCUUAAUCAACGUCUUAAGGUGCCACCGGCAAUUAAUCAAUUCACCAAAGCAUUGGACAAAACCACCGCGAUCAAUGCCUUCAAACUUCUCAACAAAUAUCGCCCUGAAACCAAAGUUGAGAAAAAAGAGCGACUCUUAGAACAAGCGAAAUGUAAAUCCGAAGGUAAAAAGUAUGAACCGAAAAAACCUUUUGUAGUUAAAUAUGGCAUUAAUCACAUUACUGCAUUGGUUGAAGCUAAGAAAGCCAGUUUGGUUUUGAUCGCUCAUGAUGUUGAUCCGAUUGAAAUUGUUUUGUGGUUGCCCGCUUUGUGCAGAAAGAUGGGAGUACCUUACGCUAUCAUUAAAGGGAAAGCCAGGUUGGGUGCCGUGGUUCAUAAAAAGAAUGUCACGGCCCUGGCAUUUGUUGAUAUUAAAGAUGAAGAUAAAACUGCUUUUACUAAUUUGAUUAGCACUAUUAAGGUUAAUUAUAAUGAUAAAUAUGAAGAAAUUAAGAAGCAAUGGGGUGGAGGGAUUAUGGGCGUUAAAUCUCAAGCCAUGAUGGUUAAACGUGAAAAGGCAUCUGGUAGAGAAAUAAAACCCGUUAUUUAG